Messenger RNA from Heterobasidion irregulare TC 32-1, 855 nucleotides. RefSeq lists its product as uncharacterized. Lineage: Eukaryota; Fungi; Basidiomycota; Agaricomycetes; Russulales; Bondarzewiaceae. The transcript has 5 exons. Bases 1 to 855 code for a protein of 284 amino acids. The record is from RefSeq and is a predicted model, not a curated record.
AUGCUGGAGGCAGGGUCCGCCAGCCUUCUCCCUCUCUUCCUUCCUUCUUCCUCUCCCACUCCCGCUCCUGCCGCUUCCUCUUCCCUUCUCCUGCUCCCUGCUGGUGCUGGCCUUGCUUCCGCAACUAAGGCCCUAGAUCGCAUGAGCAUGGACUCGACCUUCCUACUCCUUCGGCCAAUUCGAAGGGAAAGCAGCGCGCCAGCACCGUUAUCGUUGAGUUCGCUUGGCAGCGAACACCAACCAAAGCGGAACGGAGCCAGGAAGCUGCUUCAGGAUCCUCCAGGCCUGUUGCCAGGUGACGUUCUUGCUAAGUACGCUUGCCAUUGGUGCACGACCGAGUUUGCCACAGUUGCCCCUCAGUGCUAUACCCGACCAGGCCAGGCAAAGGCAAAGUUGGGGGCAAAGUCGGUGGAGAAUGAGCGGCCGAUAAAGAAGCACAAGGUGGAGGUACUGGUCCCUGAGCGGCCGGCUGGUGAGAGCAUCACACAGUCAAAAGCCAUUCAGAGUAGGAAGCCAGUCAAAUGCCUUCCGACUACUACCCAGCACCUUUCUGUCCCCUCUCACUCCAGUCGCUCUACUCGCCUGACCUCUACUGCCGCCCCUUCCCCCAAGCUUUCAUGCCUGUCGCCGUCCGUUGCCCGUGGUGUCACAUCCAAGAUUAGAUAUCAUAUUGCUGUGGCUGAGGGAUUGCGCGCCUUCUUGGCGCAGUCAAUUACAAUGUGGAGAGCCAAGUUGGAGGCCCUUGAGGCCUGGUUGGGUCCUUCAGCGCCUUUGGACAUUGUCCUGGUCGAGGAUUCGUCGGAGGCCGAUGAUUCUGGAAGGUUGGCGUCGGGUGAUUUUGUGCCCAAUGACUGA